Messenger RNA from Carassius carassius (crucian carp), 1327 nucleotides. Its product is annotated as ETS homologous factor-like. NCBI's taxonomy places the organism in Eukaryota, Metazoa, Chordata, Actinopteri, Cypriniformes, Cyprinidae. Gene Ontology annotation, molecular function: DNA-binding transcription factor activity, RNA polymerase II-specific; sequence-specific DNA binding. Bases 147 to 1004 code for a protein of 285 amino acids. Gene Ontology annotation, biological process: regulation of transcription by RNA polymerase II; cell differentiation. Gene Ontology annotation, cellular component: nucleus. The transcript has 9 exons. The record is from RefSeq and is a predicted model, not a curated record.
GUGUCACAACGCAAGCUCUCCAUUAAAACUCAGAUCUUCUCUUCCAUACAGACACUGACAGCUUUAAGAAAGAGAAAGAAAGAAACAUUUCACUUUGCACCAGUAGCAGUCCGCCUGGAUCACAUUCAACAUCUCUGCACUGGAUCAUGGUCCUUCAGGCCAGCGGUGUCAUGAGUAUCCCAGCUACUGUGAGUGUUAACAACCAGCCACCUGCUUCCUGGACAACCCACUACAACUGCUCUGAUGUGACAUCUGGUUACAUGAGCCGGCUCUGGUCUCAAGAUCUUCACCCACAAAACUGGACCAAGUACCAGGUGUGGGAAUGGCUCCAACAGACGCUGGACAUGCACCAAAUUGAUGCCACCAGCAUUCCCUUCCAGAACUUUGACCUUGACGGGAGGCAACUGUGCAACAUGAGUUUCCAAGACUUCACCCGGGCAGCCGGAUCCGUAGGUUCCAUUCUUUUCCAAAGCCUGACUGACCUCAAGUGGAACGGUCAGUAUGGUCAAACAGAUACGUUUACACCAGGGGACAUUAAAACAGAAAUAGAGACAAACUUCUCUUGUUCAAUCCUUCCCUUCAAGGAAGAAUCCAACUUUUACACUUCAGAACUGUUUGAUUUCAAAACCUCAUUCCAGCCCAACACCAUAUUAUCUUCACCUGCUCCUUCAAGCCCAGAUCCCAAGCGGUCACAAGUCAAAAGACACAACCCUCGUGGGACACACCUAUGGGAGUUCAUCCGAGACAUUCUCCUUAACCCCGAGCGUAACCCCGGCCUGAUCAAAUGGGAGGACCGGUCCGAGGGGGUUUUCCGCUUCCUUAAGUCCGAAGCCGUGGCUCAGCUUUGGGGCAAGAAGAAAAAUAACAGCAGUAUGACCUAUGAGAAACUCAGUCGAGCGAUGAGGUAUUAUUAUAAACGAGAGAUUCUGGAACGGGUGGAUGGACGUAGACUUGUCUAUAAGUUCGGCCGAAAUGCUCGAGGAUGGAGAGAUUCUGAGAAGUGAAGGACUUUGUCUUCACGUGUAGCUUCCAAGUGAAACCUACUGUAUAUUUAUAACAUUAUUGAGUUUUGUUUUUUUAAGAACUUGAACUUAUCAUUUGAUUAUAUUUUUAAACGUUCUUUACAUUGUUUACAUUACAAAUGUACCACUAAUUUUAUAUGCAUUUGACUCUAAAAGUGUAAAUGUACAUGUUUUGUAUCUGCUGUGAAAAGUCAUUUGUCCUGAAUGCAAGGUCCUGUUCAUCAAGUAGAAUGAACUCAAUUUAGAGUAGACUUAAGGCCUUUUUACACUAAACACGAAAAUUUGGAUCGAAAAAAUAGAUCACU